Megalopta genalis is the source of this 1249-nucleotide messenger RNA. It is a transcript of the gene eEF5, whose product is annotated as eukaryotic translation elongation factor 5. Gene Ontology annotation, molecular function: translation elongation factor activity; ribosome binding; RNA binding. The record is from RefSeq and is a predicted model, not a curated record. Gene Ontology annotation, biological process: positive regulation of translational elongation; positive regulation of translational termination. Lineage: Eukaryota; Metazoa; Arthropoda; Insecta; Hymenoptera; Halictidae.
CCGAUUAGCGGUUCGCGCAAGCGCAACCAACUCUUCUGGUUAGAGUGUCCAUUUUGAUCACAUGUGAGUAUCUCCAGUCUGUUCUCCUUUUUUCACGGUGAGUCUAGUUGAAUGACUUGUGAUCGCUUGAGCAAGUUUAUAAAACGUGUGUUAAAAGCUCCAAAAAAUAAAGAGCUACGUUAUUAAAAACCAGUUGAUAUCCGUGAUAUCUGAAACCUUCUCCGAGAGUCGGCAACUUCGACGACGAACCGCACGCAAUCCUUUUCGCGCCAUCUUCUUGAGGAAAACGGUGAAAAAACCGCAGUAAACUCGUCCUCGAAGAUUAACAAAAGAAACCCAGAAUGGCAGACAUAGAGGAUACUCACUUCGAAACCGGAGACUCCGGUGCUUCUGUAACAUACCCAAUGCAGUGUUCAGCACUGCGUAAAAAUGGGUUUGUAAUGCUCAAAUCUCGACCAUGUAAAAUUGUAGAAAUGUCAACUUCCAAGACAGGCAAGCAUGGUCAUGCCAAAGUACAUCUUGUAGGCAUUGACAUUUUUACUUCAAAGAAAUAUGAGGAUAUAUGUCCCUCUACGCACAAUAUGGACGUGCCGUUCGUUAAACGGGAAGAUUACCAGCUAGCAGAUAUAUCCGACGAUGGCUACUUAUGCCUGAUGGCUGAUAAUGGUGAACUUCGUGAGGAUUUAAAAAUUCCUGAUGGUGACCUAGGUGCUCAGUUGCGUACUGACCACGAGGCUGGGAAGGAGCUUCUUUGCACUGUGCUGAAAGCCUGUGGUGAAGAGGUCGUGAUUGCCAUCAAAACCAAUACUGCCAUCGAUAAAUAAUUGUGUUCAGUCCAAACUCCACCAUCACAUUAAAGAGAAAACAAAACACACACAGCUAAUAUAUUAUUAAGCGAAACCUAAGAUACAAUACAAGAUGAUCAGUGGUUAAAAUAAGAACUACCAGCAACAAAUAGGAAGGGAAAGAAGUGGGGGGCACUUGAAAAUGAAUAAAAAGAAGGAUAAAGAAACGAAGAAAAGGAAUGAGACACACAUAAUUAAAAAUGAAGAGAAGUGCAAAGUAAACGUACGUGAGCGUGUAAGUGUGAGGGGGAGAGGAUUACAAAUAACGCAAAAGAAUAACAAAUAAAAAGAGAAUAAACCAGGAAACAGUAUCAGCUUAGAUCUUGAAAAAAAAAGAAUGUUUUGGCGGUUUAAGAUAUUAAGAUUAAAAGGCAAUUUUGACGGUCGAAAAUUUGGGAAGAAAA